UCUCAUUACAAACACGAGUUAUGGAGUUUUUCCCGGUUCUUCUAAUUGUAAUAUUGGCAUCACUUGCCACAGGAACUGAUAUCGAUGUAAUUGGACGUAUAGUCGGUGGAUAUGUUGUGGAUAUAGGAUCUUAUCCUUAUAUGGUAUCAGUUCGUUCAAACGAUCGUCAUAUUUGUGGAGGAUCAAUCAUAGCUCCAGAUACAAUUCUAACAGCUGCGCAUUGCACUAAUGGACGCCCGGUAUCGCAAUUUACCAUUCGUUGUGGUUCGGAUUCAGCUGACUUGGGUAGAGUUCAUCAGGUCUAUCAAAUCCAACAACACUACUAUUACGAUCCCCAGACCACAAACUAUGAUGUUGCCAAAUUGAAGAUCAUUCCUCCGAUCGCAUAUUCUCGAAAUAGUCAACCAAUUCGACUUUCCACGCAACGUCCAGCUGAAAAUGCCCUCCUAGUUGUUAGUGGAUGGGGACGACUAUGGCAAGGCAUGAAGCCAACAUCGGAAGCAAGGCAACAUUUAAGAGCAGUUUAUGUGCGAGCCAUGAACCAGAAUGAAUGUUUUCAAAAAUACAAAAGUAAAGAGGUGACUAGCACAAUGCUGUGUGCUGCUUCUCCAGGUAAGGACAGUUGCCAGGGAGACUCAGGCGGACCAUUAGUUGAUGCAAGAACUGGCGAGCAAUAUGGAAUUGCCUCGUGGGGAAGUGGGUGUGCCAAUCCGAAUUACCCUGGAGUCUAUUCUUCUGUGCCGGAUUUGUUGGAUUUCAUUAAAUCAUAAAAUUGUUCAUAAAUUAUAUUUUUAUUUAUAUUACACACAUACAAAUAUAAAAAUAAGAAAGCAUGACAUUUAAA
This is a messenger RNA of Eupeodes corollae, 844 nucleotides long. Its product is annotated as trypsin-4-like. NCBI's taxonomy places the organism in Eukaryota, Metazoa, Arthropoda, Insecta, Diptera, Syrphidae. Gene Ontology annotation, molecular function: serine-type endopeptidase activity. Bases 21 to 770 code for a protein of 249 amino acids. The record is from RefSeq and is a predicted model, not a curated record. Gene Ontology annotation, biological process: proteolysis. The transcript has a single exon.